This is a messenger RNA of Linnemannia hyalina, 2025 nucleotides long. Lineage: Eukaryota; Fungi; Mortierellomycota; Mortierellomycetes; Mortierellales; Mortierellaceae. The record is from the annotation of a GenBank genome assembly.
AUGAGCAAGACUCCCAGCUCAGACCGUGCCCUUUGCCUACCGGAACUACUGGCCCAGAUAGCAGCCCACCUCACACCACCUGACCUCUCCGCCUGCUCACAAGUCUCGCGCUUCUGGAACGAUAACUUCACCCCUCCACUCUGGCACACCAUCAACGACCGCGACUACAAUUGGCCCAAACUUGUGGGCUCUGAUAGCAAGUACGUCAAAGAGACUGGAUCCUGGAUUCCAAUCUCCACUGGAUACGAGGACAUGGCCCGGGAGAUGUUUUUGAAGCAUGGGCAUCAUAUCCGACACCUCUCUGCCUCAAACUGGACGGUUCUCCGAGCGCUCGCUGAAAGCGGAGAUAGUCUGCAGCUCAGGACGCUCUGGUUUCGUCUGCCCUUUAGUCGCACUACCACUACGGCGAAUCGGCCCGCUCAGCUCCCGGAGGACAUGGAUGAGAAGGACAAGGAGGUACUAGAGGGAAUCCUGCAGCCGGACGUUAUGAUCACGCAAGAAUUUGACGCGGACACCUGGCGGUUGACGUGGCAGUUGUGGUUGUUGAUUCUUCGGACUCCUGCUUUAUGCAACCUAAAGAUGUCAAAGUAUCGGAUGUUCGCCCAGGUGCUCUCGUCGGCGUUUCUUCGGAGGGCGUUGUCGGUACAUCACAGGACUCUUACUACCUUGCAGAUCAGUCACAGGCAACUGGGUUUGGUCGACUGCUUGGAGGUCCUGCCAAACCUCCGGCAUUUUUACACGGCAUACAACCCGAUGAAAGUCAGACUCCUGCACAAGACGUACACUCAGCUUCGGAGUCUUUUCAUUCACGCGCCCGUGUCAGAGCCGGCAUUUUUCAAUCUCCUCAGGCACCUUCCUGGCCUGGAAAUCUUUUCUGUCUCGAAAUUGUUGGAUGUCUUGGAUGAGGGUGGGGACGACGAUUCUGACUGGGGCGAUGACGACGAUUCUGACUGGGGCGAUGACGACUCGGAAGCUGACUACAACGAUGAGGCAUGGGAUACUGACGUUGAGGUGAGCUCUCUCCUAGACGGCGUACCAAGUCAUCUUCCGAAGCUUUAUAUCUUGACACGGUAUAGAGAAAUCGACCUCAAGAUGCUCCAUAUCGUCUCUCGUAUCCUUCCCUGUCUACCUUUCCUGACCGAGCUGUCCAUCGACGCAGAAUAUCCUUAUCUGGGUCCGCUUUUGGCGAAACAAUGCCCACAGCUGGAGGCGUUUAGGAGCCCCGCAAGCAUUUCUUUCAUCCAGCAAGAACAGGAAUGCAGCAGGAUUGCUGUAAACGGGUUGAAUGCCAUUCUGGAGAGCUGUCGACACCUCAGAGUCUUUGAGGCGAUUGCGAGUCGGAUCGAGGCGGAUCAUUUGUUGGAGCGGCCUUGGGUUUGCGAGGAUUUGGAGGUCUUUCGCUGUCAGAUUAUUGGGUUCUCUCGACUCGACAGUGACGAAAAGUUGGUCUACAACGAGUCAGUCCAAGUCUUGGAAACCACAAAGCGCGAGUUGAUUUCAAAGGAGCAGCAAAGGAUAAUCGACAAACACCAACGACAUCAGGAGCAACACCGUAGAGUCUACAAACGCCUCGCCAGCCUGACCAAACUGACGACACUGGGACUUGGACACGACAUAAUCCCUCCUUCACAAAGAAACAGGCGCAACAUCAAGUACAGGCGGUACUCGCACGACACCUGCAAGUACAUUGUAGAACCCAACCCCAUAAUGGAAGCCAUUGAACGCUCCCUCCCCUCAGGUCUGGCUCGUCUCGGCACUCUAAAAAACCUACGCGUGUUUGAAUUCGGCGCUCCCAACCAUGAGAUCAACGAACCAGAAUUAGAAUGGAUGGCCAAGGCGUGGCCGUGCCUGUCGGGCAUGUUUGGUCUGCACUACGUCUCCACUGUUGCACCCUUUGAAAAUUCGCCGACUUGGAAGCUGAGGAAGAGGAUGGAGACGCUGCGACCGGAUGUGUGGCAUGAUAGGACCGUUUUUGAGGAUGGGUACUCUGGGUGUCUUGGACUCUUCCCCUUCGGUGAUUCUUAA